Messenger RNA from Alosa sapidissima (American shad), 4281 nucleotides. Its product is annotated as clathrin coat assembly protein AP180-like. Lineage: Eukaryota; Metazoa; Chordata; Actinopteri; Clupeiformes; Clupeidae. Gene Ontology annotation, cellular component: synaptic vesicle; clathrin-coated vesicle; clathrin-coated pit. Gene Ontology annotation, molecular function: phosphatidylinositol-4,5-bisphosphate binding; 1-phosphatidylinositol binding; SNARE binding. The record is from RefSeq and is a predicted model, not a curated record. The coding region runs from base 741 to 2663 and encodes 640 amino acids. The transcript is spliced from 24 exons. Gene Ontology annotation, biological process: synaptic vesicle budding from presynaptic endocytic zone membrane; clathrin coat assembly; clathrin-dependent endocytosis.
CCUUUGAGCGGAUUCGCCUGACAACGCGUGACGUUGAGUAGAGUGUUCCGUCAGUGUAGCGGUGCAUCAUAUGACACUGUCCGCCGAUCCUUGACUAGAGGAGAGAGCUGUCAUUGAAAUAAAUAAAUAAACAAACAGACGAGAGAGAAUAACAACUAUAUCAUUUCUACUCCUUGUACCAGUCCACCCUCGCGUGGACCACAGCGGGUAUUCUCCAUCCUCUCCUUCAACCGCCGACCGGCAUCAGACCGAAAACUCAACCUCCGUUGUGCGGAGACAUCUCCGUGGCUUUUCCGUAGGACAGAGUCAUUUACGGGUCGGUCCUAAAGGAUACGGUGCGUCACCAUUUCCGUUUGAAGCACCGACUGCAAUUCCUCUGUAGGCGCGCUCUCGACAUUUUCUCCCAGAAUUGUCACUCUGAGCGUGCGUAUCUGUGGGAUUUAGUUUCCAUUUUCCUGAUGUACAUUCAUAACGGAAAGGGGGAAUUCAAUGAAUUUGAAUUAAACCUGGACAUCAAUCAGGCAAAGCGCUGCAGCUGAGGACAGCUUCCCGCGACGUGUCCGCGUUUGCCGUCUCGUCAUUUCUUAUUAUCGUAGGGGAGUGAGAAAAUAGAAUUGAUAGCGACUGUUGGGCGUUACGUAAUAGGGGCAUUAUCCCGGUUGCUGGACUGAACGGUAUAACGGGAGACACGCAGAGAUACACAGAGUGCAACCUUGCGUGGUUGACGCUACGGGGAGAAAAUGUCGGGGCAGACUCUGACGGAUCGCAUUGCCGCUGCGCAAUACCAGCUCACGGGCUCCGAAGUGGCGACGCGCGUCUGCAAAGCUACCACACACGAGGUGAUGGCGCCCAAGAAGAAGCACUUGGAUUAUCUGAUCGCAGCCACCAAUGAGACGAAUGUUAACAUCCCUCAGAUGGCGGACACGCUGUUCGAGAGAGCCACCAAUGCCAGCUGGGUGGUCGUCUUCAAAGCCCUGCUUACGACACACCACAUGUGCAUACACGGCAAUGAGAGGUUUAUCCAGUACCUCGCCUCCAGGACUUCUUUGUUCAACCUCAGCAACUUCAUUGACAAAACUGGCACCCAUGGCUAUGACAUGUCCACAUUUAUCAGGCGAUACGCCCGCUACCUGAAUGAGAAGGCCUACGCUUACCGCCAGAUGGCGUUCGACUUCACCAGAGUCAAGAAGGGUGCUGAGGGUGUUAUGAGGACUAUGACUCCUGAUAAGCUGCUGAAGGCCAUGCCAGCACUGCAGACCCAGGUGGACACUCUGCUGGAGUUUGAUGUCCACCCCAAAGAUCUGAACAAUGGAAUAAUCAAUGGUUGUUUCAUGCUGCUUUUCAAAGACCUGAUCAAGCUUUUUGCCUCUUACAAUGAUGGCAUCAUUAAUUUAUUAGAGAAAUAUUUCAAAAUGAAGAAGUCUGACUGCAAGGAGGCCCUCGAGAUCUACAAGAGGUUCCUGACCCGUGUGACCAAGAUCUCUGAGUUCAUGAAGAUUGCAGAGCAAGUUGGAGUCGACAAGAAUGACAUACCUGACAUUUCUUAUGCUCCAAGCAGCAUCUUGGAGUCUCUGGAGACACACAUGAACAGUUUGGAGGGCAAGAAAGGUGAUUCUCCAACAAAGGGCUCCCCCACCAAUAACGCUUCACCCACCUCCACUCCGGCCAAAUCUGCCACCGCUGUGCCCACCUUGGAGCCCCCACCCACCGAUGGCUCCGCAGCAGCCGCUGCUGCCCCUGAAGAGCCUGUCACAGACUCUCUGCUGGACCUGGACCCUCUCGCCUUCUCUGGCCCUUCAACAGGAGCCUCCGCAGCACCCACCAACUGGGGAGACCUGCUUGGAUCGGAGAUGGGUUCCCUCUGCACCACCGACUCCCUUCAGCCCGACCCCUCCCAAGCGGUAGACUCCGCCCCCUCUCCGGCCGCAGCCAAUGCCGGCGCUGGUACGGAGGCGGCAGCUAGCAGUCUGGCUCCUCCCGCUGCCGGGGCCGCCGCCCCCAGCCCCGGCCAAUCGGAUCUCCUGGGAGAGGCAUUUGCCACCCCGGCGGCCGACCCCCCUGCUGCAGCUGAAGGUGGAGCUUCUGCGUCCACACCCACCCCUGCUGCUGACGCUGCUGCUGCUUCUGACUCAGCAGGUGGAGAUGCCCAGGCCGCAGCACCCGCUGCCCCGGCAGGAGCCGACCUGAUGGCGGCCUUUGAUGGACUGGGUGAUGUUCUUAUGCCUGCUAUGGCCCCUCAUCCAGCUGGUGCAUCACCCAUGGCUGCAUCUCCUGUGAAGCCUGACUUGGACGCCACCAUGGCUAACCUGGCCAGCAAUCUGUCCAUGGGGAACCAGAAACCGGCGGAUGGGGCAGCAGGCGGGGCCAACUGGCAAGCUCCUCAGGUAGCUCCUCCCCAGUGGGGCGGUCCCAUGACUGGGCCCAUAGGGGCCUCACCUUAUAUGGGGUCUCAGCCUCCAUUUUGCAUGGCGGGGGCGCCCGGUGCUGGAGCUCCCAUGAUGCCCGGCUCUCCCAUGAUGUUCCCCCAGCAGCCCAUGAUGAGGCCGCAGUUCCCUGCCGCUGGGAGCGGUGCACCGAUGAACCCUGCUAUGGCUCAGAGCCCCAGGAAGCCCCCACCCCCCAAAGACCCCCUGGCUGACCUCAACAUUAAGGACUUCCUAUAGAGAUCCUAUAGAACCUGUCAGUAAAGCUGAUUGGAGCCCUGCUGGUAUGGGAGUCCUGUUGAUAUGGGUGUGUGAUGUUCUCUCCCUCUCUCUGGUCACCUGUUCCUUCUCCUUCUUCUCCCCUUUUCUCUCUCCCUCUCUCUGUCUAAUGUUGUAGCACAAACAGUGGAUGUGAACCUGUAUACGUGUGAUUGUGUGUGCGUAUUUUAAUGUCAUCCUUUACUUCGGUCAGUGAAAAAUGAAUUAAAAUGAAGCGGAAAUGAAAAAGAAAAAAAAAAAAGAAAAUCAUGUUUAGCUAUGGUGCAGUCACAACAGGAGUCAGCCGCCCAGUGGACAGAGCUAGGUGGAAAUUGUCCUUAGGCUUCUUUGCGAUGGGGGUUUGGGGAUGCAGAGUGGCUUGGGAAAGUUGUUUUUUUUUCUCUGUGGGCAAAAAAGUAAACAUGUAAACAAAUACAUAAACGAUGUUCAGUGUGUGUUAAUCUCAUAGGGCCCCCCUUCUGUUGUCGUGGUGCAGACAUUUCACUACUUUCACAAGUGUAACCUCCCUAACCACACACACACACACACACACCAACUCAACUCAACCUAGCCAGCACUUGGCUGGGAACCUACUUACACUCACAAACUAUAGUUCUCUGGGGUUCUUUGUUAGUUCCUUAAAAAAAAAUCUGAAAGCUCUCCAUAGGCCUUGCUCCACGUAAAGUUCCCCUAUAAUUGGAUUUAUUUGGGUUGAACAUUUCUGAUGAGUUUCUCAUAGUCAGAAUGGAGGUCAGUGAAACUCUUCCAAAAGAGUGUGCCUGUGGUAGAACCUUCUGAAGGGUACUAAAUGAAGAACCCUAUUUUAUCUCUAAGAGAGCACCAGCGCCAUGAGAAGAGAACUAAAAGUCCCCCCUGAUGUGUUGACGCCCAGGUUCUUUUCUGUUCUUUUUUUCCUGUUUCUGUUGUUCCUGCCCCGCCCCUUUUCCUCGCCUGAAUGUGUGCUACACGUGUCACAUAUGACACGCCACAUUAUGCAUUUUAGACUUUAUUUUGUUGACCAAACAAUGCAGAUAUCUUUUAGUCUUUAUUUUGAAUUUAAAUGAAAAAAAGUUGUUUCAUAUAUUUUAGUUACUGCGUUCAAAAUGCUUAGCAUACAGUCUCUAGUGGAAAGAAGUGGAAAUACUGUAUCCCCAAUGUGUAUAUAUCUCUAUCUAUAUUCAGAAGACUAGUAGCCUAUUGGAUGCACCCCCCCCCCCCCCCAACCCUCCUCUCCUCAGCUCCGCAGUGAAAGGUGACAGUAUUCAGCGUCCGGCUGCAUCCCAAUGAUCAGCAGCAGCAUCUGCCAUAUCAGAGACUGUCAACCCUGUGACUGGAGGAUGGAAAUAUAACUGGAUGUUCAGUGUUUUGUUUCUGUAUUGAAAAAAAAAAACUGUGGUGAAGUGUUGAGAACAGAUAACAAACAAACAAACUAAAAAAAAGAAUAAAGGGGGAAAUGUGUUCCAUGAAUGACUGCUUUUGAUUGUUUUCUUGUUAUUUUUGUUUUAAUUUUUUGACUUAUCUGAAUAACCUAGCUCCUGAGCCCAAGUGCAUGUGCAUACUGUUGAAAUACAAUAAAAACAGUGAUCUGAAGAGAUGAUAA